Molecule: messenger RNA, 964 nt
Organism: Zootoca vivipara (common lizard)
Lineage: Eukaryota; Metazoa; Chordata; Lepidosauria; Squamata; Lacertidae
Product: olfactory receptor 51I1-like
Biological process (GO): G protein-coupled receptor signaling pathway
Cellular component (GO): plasma membrane
Molecular function (GO): G protein-coupled receptor activity; olfactory receptor activity
Source: RefSeq, a predicted model, not a curated record
CCAGGGAAAUCCAAAGCCCACGAAGGUGCGCAUGGAAGAGCUCAACCUCACCCGCUUCCAGCCUGCCACCUUCCACCUCACCGGCUUCCCAGGCCUGGAGCAGUUCCACUUGUGGAUUGCCAUCCCCUUCUGCUUGCUGUACGCUGCCUCCAUCACUGGCAACUGCACCAUCCUCGCCAUCGUCAGGAGGGACCGGCGGCUCCACGAGCCCAUGUAUUUCUUCCUGUGCAUGCUGUCCUUCAACGAUUUGGGGGUUUCCCUCUCCACCCUCCCAACGGUGCUCGCCAUCUUCUGCUUUGGCCUCAGUGAUGUCCUCUUUGACGCUUGCCUGGCCCAGAUGUUCUUCCUCCACUCCUUCUCCUUCAUGGAGUCCGGGAUCCUGCUAGCCAUGUCCUUCGACCGCUUUGUCGCCAUCUGCAACCCUCUCCGGUACUCGUCCACCUUGACCAACCCCCGGAUCGCCCGGAUCGGCUUGGCCAUUGUCCUGAAGAGCACUGUCAUGCUCUUCCCCUUCCCGUUCCUCAUCAAGCGGCUGCCCAUUUGCAAGUCCAACAUCCUGUCCCACUCCUACUGCCUCCACCCGGACAUGAUGCGCCUGGCGUGUGCCGACAUCACUGUCAACAACAUCUAUGGCUUCUUUGCCGUCCUCUUCACCUACGGCCUGGACUCCACCUUCAUUGUUCUGUCCUACACCAUGAUCCUGAAGACCGUCUUGAGCAUCGCAUCACGGGAGCAGCGGCGCAAGGCCCUCAACACCUGUGUCUCGCACAUCUGCGCGGUCCUCUCUUUCUACGUCCCCAUCAUCGCUGUCUCUGUCCUGCACAGAUUUGGGAAGGGCGCCCCUCCCGUGGUCCACAUCAUGAUGUCCAACGUCUACCUCUUCGUCCCCCCGCUGCUCAACCCCAUCAUCUACAGCGUCAAAACCAAAGAGAUCCGGAAGGGGAUCGCCAAGAUGUUUUCGUGA